AUGCGUUUCUCCCGCGUUGCCCUUGUGGGCCUUGCCGCCGUUGUCUCCGCCGAGCUCAGCACUUGGAACGACGUGGUGGGCAAUGUGCCCAAGUGCAUGAAGACAUGCCUAAACGAUUUCUACACCAAAUCCGGUUUCGAAGACGAGUGCGGAAGCUCCGGCUCAGCAGCUGUGGACUGUCUCUGCGGUGUCAAGGAUUCCUUCUCGGAUGUCCAGGACGCGGGCGAAGAAUUAAGCUCGUGUAUCACAAAUGGCUGCUCAACUAGCGACCUUACGGAUGCGUCCUCCCAGAUCUCGGGAUUUCAGAGCCGACUUACCAGCAUUAUGGACCAGUGCACCAAACAAGAAUCUGCCAAUGGUGCUGUGUCCGUGGUUCCUAGCUUUAAUACAAUGCUUGCCUCUGGGGCUGUGCUUCUGAUCGGUGCAGCACUAUAG
Aspergillus affinis is the source of this 435-nucleotide messenger RNA. RefSeq lists its product as uncharacterized. Lineage: Eukaryota; Fungi; Ascomycota; Eurotiomycetes; Eurotiales; Aspergillaceae. The transcript is spliced from 2 exons. The coding region runs from base 1 to 435 and encodes 144 amino acids. The record is from RefSeq and is a predicted model, not a curated record.